CUUCAAGAUGUUCUCAAGGAGAAAAAGCACUUGAGUCACCACUUGUUCAACAAUAGCAAAAAGGCAGUCCAGAAUGAGCAGGUGAAGUCAGAGUAUGAGCAGCUCAAAGAGACCCUCGGUGCUGUGACUCAGGAGAGAGAUUCAGCCCUGCGGGAGAAGACCCAGCUCCAAGGCAAACUGGAGAACCUAGAGCAGGUGCUAAAGCAUAUGCGUGAGGCUGCAGAGCGGAGGCAGCAGCUAGAGUUGGAGCAUGAACAAGCCUUGGCUGUACUCAAUGCAAAGCAGCAGGAGAUUGACCUUCUGCAGCAGGCUCAGGUUGAGGCUAAGAAGGAGCAUGAGGGAGCUGUCCAUCUGUUAGAGAACCACUUGGACAGCAUGCAGGCCAAAGUCCGAGAGCUGGAGGAGAAAUGUCGGACACAAAGUGAGCAGUUCAACCUCCUCUCCAAAGAGCUGGAGAAGUUCCGGCUACAGACUGGAAAGUUUGAUACCCUUGGUAGUGGCACCGAUCCCUUAACUGUGUGUGAAUCCCCUGGAUCGCCAAACAAAUCCCUCUCCCAGCUCUUCAACGGGCUGGCCGCCCCCACAGGGAAAGGCAAUGAGAGUCCGCUGAGCAGAUCUGUGAUCUCUGAGUUCAUCCGACCGCUCCAUAUCUGUGAGGACAAGCCGGAGCUCGUGUCUGUAAAGCCAACAUUCCUCACCCGCAGCAGCAGCCGGACUGGCAGCUCUCAACGGGCCCUCCUCACUGAGAUGGACAAAGAACUAAGCUCAACGACUAGGACCAAGAACAGGUUCACAGGCAAGGUCCGUCUGUGCAUCGCCCGGUACAGUUAUAACCCCUGUAAUGGGCCCAAUGAGCAUCCUGAGGCAGAGCUCCCCCUGGUGGCGGGGAAGUACCUCUACGUGUAUGGGACCAUGGAUGAUGACGGCUUCUAUGAAGGAGAGCUGCUGGAUGGACAGCAGGGCCUCGUCCCUUCCAACUUUGUGGACUUUGUUAAGGAUGAGAAGAUGCCCUCUGCUCAGCACAGGGACGGGGCCAAAGAGUCAGGCUACCUCAGUAGUAACCACAGCAGCCUGGGCUCCACAGGGCUGGGCAGCAUGGGCCUGAGCAGCAUCAGCAGCCUGCUGUGUGACAGUAAACUGGACAGCCUGGGCAGCAGUAGUCUGGGCAUGGACUUCCUGGGCUCCAUGGGUUCCUGCAGCAAUGGGACAGGGACCCUGGAUGUCAGCAUUGACGAGAUUGGUGAAAAUAUUGUGCCUUACCCUCGCCGUAUCAAUCUGAUCAAACAGCUGGCCAAGAGUGUGAUCGUGUGCUGGGACCCUCCGGUGGUGCCGCCCGGCUGGGGCUCCAUCAGUGGCUACAACGUCCUGGUGGACAAGGAGGUGAGGAUGAGCGUUCCCUUUGGGGGCAAGACAAAGUCGCUUAUCGAGAAACUUAACCUGGCCACCAAUACCUACCGCAUCUCGGUACAGAGCAUCACAGAGCGGGGCCCGUCUGACGAGCUGCGCUGCACUCUACUAGUGGGGAAGGAUGUGGUGGUGGCUCCUUAUUAUCUGAGGGUAGACAACAUCACACAGGUCUCUGCUGAGCUCUCCUGGCAGCCUAGCAACAGCAACUACAGCCACACCAUCUUCCUGAACGAGGCUGAGUAUGACAUGGUGAAGGCAGGGGCCUACAAGUACCAGUUCUUCCAACUGAAGCCCAUGACCGUUUACAAGGUGAAGGCCGUGGCGCGGACACACCAGAUACCUUGGCAGAUGCCCCUGGAGCACAGGGACAAGAGGGAGAUCUCUGUGGAGUUCUGCACCCAGCCUGCAGGUCCUCCCUUUCCUCCCCAGGAGGUGCAGGUCCAGUUGGGCCAGAACCCCGGGGUUCUGCAGGUGCGAUGGAAACCCCCCAUCCUCACCCCCACUGGAACCUCCAACGGAGCCAACGUGAUUGGCUAUGCUGUGUGCACAAAGGGACAAAAGAUAGCGGAGGUGAUGUACCCAACAGCUGACUAUGUGACAGUGGAGCUGAAUAGGAUCCAGUGUCUGGAGGCCAGGGAGGUCAUUGUCAGGACGUUAUCAGCACAAGGAGAGUCUCAGGACUCCCCCGUGGCCACCAUACCGCACAAUAUCCUGGCGCCUCCCCAUCACUCACCCCACCACCGCUCCCCUGCACACCCCCAUCCUAUGCCUCAACCCCAGCACCAUCAGCCACACACACAAACACACCCGCCAUACCCCCAGACCUACCCCCCAACCCACCCCCAACCUCAGGUCCACCCUCUGCCUCGAUCCCAGCCCCACACCCUGCAUCAUGGUCAGCCUCUGCGCCACCCACCCCCUCACCCCCAGCCCCAACACCAGCCCUACCCCAUGUCUAAGCCCAAUUUAGUAAGUGCCAGAGAGUCAGAAACCAAAGAGUAUGAGGUGGGCCUGCGGCCUGGUCCGCCCUGGGAGCGCUCUCCUUCGCCCCUCCCUCCUACCAUGCGUGGACACACUUUGGAGCCGCCCCACUUCCAGGGGCGUCGUUCACCCUCUCCUCAGAGGAUCCUGCCCCAGCCUCAGGGAGCCCCCAUCCCCAACACCAUCGCCAAGGCCAUGGCCAGGGAAGCUGCACAGAGAGUGUUCGCUGAGAACAACCGUAUGGAGAAGAGGAACAUCUUCAGUGAGCGGAGCGUGAACUCUGAUGAGGAGGAGGAUGGUUAUGUCUCUCCACACACCAGGAGGAGAGGGGCCUCUGUGGACGAAUUCCUCAGAGGCUCUGAACUGGGGAGACAUCACCACUACAGCCACAGUGAGGAGUACCAGACAGAGAGCAGCCGUGGCUCAGACCUGUCUGACAUCAUGGAGGAGGACGAGGAUGACCUGUACUCUGAGAUGCAGCUGGAGGAGGGCCGUCGGCGCAGCAUCAACUCUCACAACACUCUCAAGGCGUAUUACAGGCGUCAGGACCAAGGGGAGGAGAGGGACUGCUGGGACCUACAGAGGGAGGUGGUGAGACAGAAGUCCCUGCGUAGUAAACGCCUCCACAGCAUCCCUGAGGUGGCCGAGGACGAGCCGGACGGAGUGGUAGGGAUGGAUCAUCAUCAUCAGCGCCUGCGCUUUGACGACGAAUGCAGGCCUGGUACACCCUGCAUGCACCGCAGGAGCCCCCGUAUCUACCAGCAGGACCCCCACCAGCACAACCACCUCUCCCCCAGCAAGAACCACCGUCGCCUGCUGCAGCGCCAGCAUUCCUCUCCCCGCUAUGGCUGUAAUUUCGAGGAGCGCAGCCUGAACCGGCCCAGCCGCCAGACCACCAAGAGCCCUGACAGCGGCCUGGACUGUGGCAGUGAGGAGGAGGGCUCUUUGGGGUACCGGGGUUACCCCCACGGCAGCCCCUUAAGGGGUCCUGUCCACUACAUCCACUGUGAGGGGCCGGUAGAGCGACGGGCCCUGGCUGUAGGCAGGAAGAGGCAGCUGACACGGCAGUGCAGCAUGGAUGAGGACCACUGUGACAGCCCUAAGACGGGCCACAUGUCUGACCUGAGGUACAGGGAGGUGCACUACGGGCCAGGCCGGGAGUGGGAGAGGGAACCAGGGAACAGCCCCAGACGCUACCCCAGGGACGGAGCCCUGAGCGAGGGCAGGCUCCACCAGCUGGACAGGCCUUAUCAAAGGGACCUUAGGGCCAGCUAUGUGAACAGGCUCAACAGGGUCUCGGACCAGCCGCCGAUUAUAGGGAACUCCCCUUCCCAUGGAUGCUCCCAUGGCGACCGGCUGGACCAUUCAGGGAGGAGGCCUGUCCAUGGUGGCAACCCCCCACAGCGACGACCCAUGAUGGUUCCUUCCAUUGAGAUCACCAUGAUGGAGAGUAACAGUGAGGGAAGUGAGGGAAACCUCUCACCUGGCAAGGAGGAUGUUUACUAUCAUGGCAGUGUAGCUCGGCGGAGGAUAUGGCAUGACGAUGAUGACUACGGUGGGCAAGGCCGCGGACAUGGCCGAGAGCGGCGGUCGCCAGUGUACUACGAGGAGUCGGAGCCAGAGGACCUGGCGCGUAUAUUUGUGGCCCUGUUUGACUACGACCCCCUGUCCAUGUCCCCCAACCCUGAUGCUGCUGACGAGGAGCUGCCCUUCAAAGAGGGCCAGAUCAUCAAGGUGUUUGGAGAUAAGGACACGGAUGGGUUCUACAGGGCAGAGAUCCGUGACCGCCCGGGUCUGAUCCCCUGUAACAUGGUGUCAGAGAUCCAGACUGAGGAUGAUGGGAUGAUGGACCAGCUACUCAAACAGGGCUUCCUCCCACUCAACACUCCUGUAGAGAAAUUAGUGAUCUGCAACCGCUUCAAAGAUGGUCGCUCAAUAAACCGCAGGUCCCGAAAAUCCAAACGAGAGAGGAACAGGCGGAGUGGGCGUCAACACCCCUCGUCCACACGUAGAAUGGUGGCACUGUAUGACUACGACCCCAGGGAGAGCUCCCCCAACGUGGAUGUGGAGUAUGGGAGAGACAGGCUGAAUGAGGAAGCUGAACUGACAUUCUGUGCUGGUGACGUCAUAACAGUAUUUGGUGAAAUUGAUGAAGAUGGGUUUCAUUAUGGCGAGCUCAAUGGACACAAAGGUCUUGUUCCCUCCAACUUUCUAGAAGAAGUGCCUGAUGAUGUUGAGGUUUUUCUCACUGACACUCAGUCUCGAGAUUCUCGAUACCCGCAGGACGCUGCAGCGCGGAUAAAGACCAAAAGGGUUCCAUUGGAAAAAUCGGGUCCGCCCAGAAGAGCCGCCUCCCCCACAGUGCGCCAACACAUCCCUGGCUCUGGCCCUGCUACAGUGGGGCCUGGCAGUCCCAUCAGGGGCCCCUGCGACUUGUCCUCCAAAAAGAAAAAGGGACUGCUCUCCAAAGGGAAGAAACUAUUGAAAAGACUUGGCGCUGUAAAAUAACCCCUUCAAAUACUUGAAGUAUAUUAUCAACCACAUAAUUCAUCUCCAACACUUCCAUUACUGUAAAUUCAGUCCUGUGAGAAGAAAAAAAGUGGUCAAAAUGUACAAAUGUUGUAUUCUAGAAACCAUAUUUUCUUAUUUAAAUUGCAGUAUGUAUUUUGAAUAUGGUUCAGGGACCUCAUAGUUUGACAUUUAGUGUCAUAAGCCAACCUCUGCUCAUUUAUGUUUUGCUAUCUGAAGCAGAAGACUGUAACACGAUGGAUGAUUUGAAAUAUUCUCAAUUUUGAAGGCCAAUAGGUACGUAGGUGUGUUUGAUGACGCUGUAGACCACAAUGUUCCUCAGAGUAAGAGGGGUUUAUACCAGAGUCUCUUUAGGGCUGAGAUCAAAGGAUCGGGCUCAGAAUGGCCAGUCAACAUCAUACUUGAUAAUACUGCUGGUGGCUCACCUUAACCAAACCUUCACAUUGUAGUACCCAUAUUGAUGCAAGGAAAAGAGCAGUUUUAGGAUCAGGCAGCUGAGGUCAUUUGAACUGUAUAGGUUUGCAUGUUUUACCUAAACCACAUUUAGAAUAAUAAUUCCCAUCCAACCUUUGAAAGCACAUGCUAACUAAUGGCCUUUUCUAUCAGAACUCAAGGCUCAAUUUGCAUGCUUUGUCAGUGCAUUUUUAUGAUAUCGUGUAUGAGCAAUAUUUGCUAAAUGAAUAGUAAAAACAAAUAUUAACUUAAAACAGAAUAUUCAAUACAAACCUAAUUGUCACAUUCAUAUUCAGUUCAAUUCAAGCCCAGGUACACAUUUGACUAGUCACCAACUUAGCACCUGAAGUCACGAUAUGUGCAGUGGUAAAAUAUGAAAAAUCUCCAGAAAGACUUGUCAGAUUGGUCUGGAGAGAAUUUGAUAAGCAAGUAUCAAUUCUUAAGAGCAAGUGUCAGUUCUUCAGGCACACUGAAAUAACUCUGGACAAGGACAUUAGAUAGGACAGGGUUUCAAGAUUCAGUAUAUUUUUGUUGUUGAAUUGUCAUGAAAUGCCUAGUUGAAACCAACCUCCCAUGUAUUUGCCUUAUAAAUGCACAAUGGUUUGUAUUUUGUCCAGUGAGUGGUGUUAUGUCCUGUAUGCAUUCAAGUCAUUGCAUUACUUUUGAAAUGUAUUUGUAAAUUAUGUUGAUCAAGACUAGUGAUGUGCAGGUUAUUACUUGUAGGAAUGUUUUUUGGAGGACCUGCGCAUUAUAAUGACAUUCAAACAAAAUUCAAUACAAAAAAGGGGGAAAUGUAAAUGUGUAUUUACGUUUUAAUGUUUCACACUAUUUUUGCACAAAAAGACUAAUGAAAAAAAUAAGGCACUUUAUUUUGUUCUUCAUGUUAAACAUGCAAUGUAUUUACUGCAUUCACAAUCCCAUUUUGACACGUUUGUGUACAAGACAAUGGAUGUGAAAGAAAAGCAAUUGAAGCCCAGUUUAAUUAAAUGUUUCCAAGAUAAGUUGCAAUCAGCAGUUGUUAUUAUUUUUGUUUCAAACUAAGUUUUGUAGAGUACACUCCAAACUUGCAAUUCUUGGAAGCAGGAAAAUGUUUGACUUAUGACAGAGACUAGGUUUGAUUGAAUAACCAUCAGAUAAAAGCCCUAUAUAUCAAGUUGUUGUUACAUAGAAAUUGUGAUUUAAACAAGACAAGUCUACCUCCAUAAUGACCCCUAUAAGUUCUACUAAUUUGACUACAGGUUCACAGAAGUCAACUCUCCAUUUCAUAUAUUUGCAAAGGGUAGAAGUACUGUAUUUGUGUCAGCACCCAACUAGCACAGAGUAGUGAAUGUAUGAUUAAUUGAAAGCCAAUUUAUUUUAUUUAUCAAAACUUUCCAUUAGGAGUAUGCAGAUGUCCAGCGUUCUCUGGUCCAGUUUGUAUGUGAAAUGAAACCUUCCAUCUGUAAAAUCCUUACACUAUUUUGUUAAUCAUUUCAUCCUUCCAUUCACUUUAUAUCACAGCUUUUUCUGGACAACACUACUUUCAUGAGAUUUGAACUGAGACUGCCAAAAAAGAAUGUACGAAAAGCAUUCUGUACAACUUUCUGUACAAUUGUCGGUCAUUGCUUCUAUAUAUAUUGUUUUGACUGUUGCUCUUUUUGUACUUUGUCCAUUUGUAAAUUGUUUUUAAAUGUUUAUACUUGAUUUUCAGACUGCCUUUUUUGUACAUUAAAAUUUAUAAUCAAACAGUGCAAAGCUUUCCCCAUGGUGUCUUCAAAACCAUAAUGUUUUAAAAGUCUGCAAUUGUGUGCUAGCUUUAUGACAAAAAAUAUCAGCCUAUAUUGGUGGUUACAAAAUAUUGUGUGGGUGUGCAUGUGCAAAAAAUUUUAUCAAAUAAAUUUCAUAUUUUGUAA
This is a messenger RNA of Oncorhynchus masou masou (cherry salmon), 7262 nucleotides long. It is a transcript of the gene rimbp2b, whose product is annotated as RIMS binding protein 2b. Lineage: Eukaryota; Metazoa; Chordata; Actinopteri; Salmoniformes; Salmonidae. The record is from RefSeq and is a predicted model, not a curated record. The transcript has 27 exons. Bases 208 to 4896 code for a protein of 1562 amino acids. Gene Ontology annotation, biological process: neuromuscular synaptic transmission. Gene Ontology annotation, molecular function: protein binding.